Messenger RNA from Gopherus flavomarginatus (Mexican gopher tortoise), 2555 nucleotides. It is a transcript of the gene ARSG, whose product is annotated as arylsulfatase G. The record is from RefSeq and is a predicted model, not a curated record. Gene Ontology annotation, molecular function: arylsulfatase activity. NCBI's taxonomy places the organism in Eukaryota, Metazoa, Chordata, Testudines, Testudinidae. The transcript has 13 exons. Bases 759 to 2459 code for a protein of 566 amino acids.
CAGUCAGACUGCGGUGGGAGGGGCAGGGCCUCUCUCUCACCCGCUCUCACACGUGUCACGGACUGUGCAGCGGGGAAGAUUAAACAUGGCAGGCAAGCAGCAGGAGGCUGCUCUCUGUACACCAGAACAUUUGCUGUAAUAUAAAGGUGUCCCCCUUAUGGAAUUCAAAGAACAGUUCGACAUCAUUUAACUUCAACUUUUGUCUAGUCUUUUGAAGAAUGGGCAUCAUCACUUUACAAGGCAAAAUAGAGAAUUCUCCUGUAAACACCAGUAAUCUAAAUUGCAUGGUUCCUGGGACUAAGUAAUUUAUAAAAUUGCAUGCCGUAUGGACAGUUUGUAAUUAGGAUAAAGAAGCUUGGGGAAAAAAACAAGUAAACCGUAUAUUAAUAAGACAUUAUUUUAAUUGCAUAUUUUGCAAAAACCCACAAUUAUUAAAUGACAAUAUGAUUAUUGUGACUUCCUACAAGAUCUCACUUAGCAUGUCAGCUGUUUGCAUAUGGAAAAGAGAGAGGAAGAUUAUGGUUCAGUCGAUCUCCAAAUGAUUAAAAGUCAAUACCGCAGUUUUGUGACUCGUCUCUUCAGCACCAUCCAAAGAUGUGAAAUUUGAUCCGAGGGCUGCUUUGGGUGGCAAUAAACAGCUGACUCACAUCUGAGGAAAGCACGACAAUGGAAGUUCUCAAAUGAGCAUGCCGCAGGAAUAGGCCACCACCGUCUACUCACGCACACUAAAGGUCUCCAGAUGGCGUUCGCCUGACACCAUGGAGAUUCUGUUCCUGCAAAUGCUUCUUCUGCUGGCUGGCUGUUUAGCUGGGCUUUUCUAUCACCUCUCAGAUCUUUGUCUGGGUGAGAAGAGAACAGUUCAGAACAAGCCUAAUUUCAUAGUCAUUUUGGCAGAUGAUGUUGGAUGGGGGGAUCUUGGGGCCAACUGGGCAGAAACCAAGGACACUCCUAACUUGGAUCAGAUGGCUGCAGAAGGAAUGAGAUUUGUGGAUUUUCAUUCUGCUGCAUCCACUUGCUCCCCAUCCCGUGCCUCCCUGCUCACUGGAAGGCUCGGCAUUCGCAAUGGAGUGACCCACAACUUUGCUGUCACAUCAAUGGGUGGCCUCCCCCUCAACGAGACUACAUUAGCUGAAGUUCUGAAGGAAGCAGGAUACAUCACUGCGGUAAUAGGUAAAUGGCACCUUGGGCACAGCGGCCUCUAUCAUCCCAACUUUCGUGGUUUUGACUAUUACUUCGGGAUCCCCUACAGUCACGACAUGGGUUGCACUGACACCCCAGGCUACAACCUCCCUCCCUGUCCGGCGUGCCCCCGACGCUCUGCAGCCACAAGCAGCCAUGGGAGAGAUUGUUACACCAAGGUGGCUCUUCCUCUCUUUGAAAACAUCACCAUCAUCCAACAACCUGUGAACCUCACUGGGUUGGCUGCAGAGUACGCAGAAAAAGCAACUCAGUUCAUCCAACGUGCAAGGGGUCCAGCACUGCCAUGCCCUGGUGCAGGCUGGACUCCCAAUCCGGAGCUCUCUCCUCCCACGCUGCAGGUGCUGAGAGUCCUGGGAGCAAGUGAAAGCGGACGCCCGUUCUUCCUAUACUUAGCGCUGGCCCAUAUGCACGUGCCCUUGGUCCUCGCUCAGCCUCCCUCCAGCUUCUCCUUCCCUGAGCCAUACCGAGCUGGCCUGAGGGAGAUGGAUGCCCUGGUGGGACGGAUAAAAGACAAAGUUGACGGCUGCGGGAAGGAAAACACAUUCCUUUGGUUCACAGGAGACAAUGGCCCUUGGGCUCAGAAGUGCGAGCUUGCAGGGAGCGUGGGCCCAUUCUCCGGGGCAUGGCAAAGGCAACGAGGUGGGAGUGCAGCCAAGCAAACGACCUGGGAAGGGGGACAUCGUGUUCCAGCGCUGGCUUAUUGGCCUGGCAGGAUACCUGCAAACGUGACGAGCACUGCACUGUUGAGCACCACAGACAUUUUCCCCACCUUGGUGUCCCUGGCAAAGGCAAGCCUGCCUUCCAACAGGCGCUUUGAUGGUUCAGAUGUGUCUGAGAUUCUCUUUGGGCAGUCGCACCAGGGGCACAAGACGUUGUUUCACCCCAAUAGCGGAGCAGCUGGAAAGGCCGGAGAGAUAAAAGCGCUACGGCUGGCUCAAUAUAAGGCAUUUUACACUACAGGCGGGGCGAAAGCCUGUGACGGAAGCAUUGGGCUGGAGGAGCAUCACCAGCCACCGCUCAUUUUUAAUCUGGAUCAAGCCAUUCAGGAGCAGGUGCCUCUGGAUGUGGAGGCUGGCGAGUAUCGCGCUGUGCUACCUGUGAUAACCAGGGCUUUGACAGACUUUCUUCAGGAUAUUGCAACAGACAACGUCUCAACAGCUGAUUACUCUCACGAUCCAGCAGCAAUGCCCUGCUGCAAUCCACAGCACAUAGUUUGCCGAUGUCAGGCUUGCUGCUCUAGCAGUAACAGGGAGCCGUAGACAAUCGUUUCACACUGAAUCAGCUAUCAGGACAGUCUGUGCCAUUCUAGCUGUGCUGUAUGCAAAUAAAGCUAAUGCUGUCUAGACCAGCUCGAA